Molecule: messenger RNA, 2704 nt
Organism: Lactuca sativa (garden lettuce)
Lineage: Eukaryota; Viridiplantae; Streptophyta; Magnoliopsida; Asterales; Asteraceae
Product: WD repeat-containing protein PCN
Biological process (GO): meristem maintenance; meristem growth
Molecular function (GO): protein binding
Source: RefSeq, a predicted model, not a curated record
CUGAUUUACCCUGACUGCUUAAUAUACCCUCGUCGAACGAUACCGUCGUUUUCUCCAGAGAGAUUAGGGUUCAAGGAAAACGGCGGAGAUGCUCGAGUUCUACAAAUGUCGUAGUAGCUCAGUCGAAUGGAAACCUUCCCCGAUAGUCGCUCUAGCCACCAGCGUGGACGAAUCUCAGGUCGCUGCCGCUAGGGAAGAUGGCUCCCUUGAGAUAUGGCUGGUAUCCCCUGGCGCCGUUGGUUGGCACUGCCAACUGACGAUACACGGUGACCCAAAUCUGAGAGUGUCUUCGCUCGUAUGGUGUAGUUCGGGUUCCUGUGGCUUAGCGGCUGGCAGGUUGUUGUCAUCAAGCAUUGAUGGAUCAAUAUCUGAGUGGGACUUGGACAACUUGACACAGAAGGUUGUGGUGGAUCCUAUUGGUGUUUCCAUUUGGCAGAUGGCUACUCAUCCUAUGUGUAAUAAUACAAAACAGGAUUUGGGUUAUCUAGAGAAUGGACACGCAGCUAUUGGUGAUGGUGAUGGUGAUGUGACGAGCGACAGUGAAGUGGAAGGUGAUUCGGUUGAGUUAUAUGAAGAGCCGAUUACCGGGAAUGCAUGUAUAGCAAUUGCCUGUGACGACGGAUGUGUGCGUUUAUAUGAUAUAUCAGACUCAGAUGAGGUCACUUACCAUAAAUCGCUGCCAAGGGUCAGUGGGCGUGUAUUAAGCGUCACUUGGAGUCCAGAUGCAAGAAGGAUAUAUUCAGGGAGUAGUGAUGGGUUCAUAAGAUGCUGGGAUGCUAAAUCGUCUCAUGAAGUAUACAGAAUCACUGUUGGUCUUGGGGGGUUAGGCGGUGGGUCUGAACUUUGCAUAUGGUCUUUGCUUGCUCUGAGGUGUGGGACCCUUGUGAGUGGGGACAGCAGUGGCAGCGUUCAGUUUUGGGAGAGUUCACAUGGUACUCUGUUGCAAGCACAUUCUUGUCAUAAGGGGGAUGUGAAUGCUUUGGCUGCUAGUCCUAGUCAUAGCAGGGUGUUCUCAGCUGGAUCAGACGGUCAGGUUAUCUUAUAUAAGGCCUCUGGUGACAAGUCUUGUGAAGCAAUAAAAAAGAAGUGCAAGUGGGUGUAUGUUGGUUAUGUGAGAGCCCAUACACAUGAUGUGAGAGCCUUGGUUGUUGCUGUACCCAUAAGCCGCGAAGAUUUAUUGGUGUCGGGUGAAGAAAAGGUAAAAAGAGGGCAUGGCACUGGUGUUGACUUGAGCAUGAGCUACAAUAAGUGGGCUCAUAUGGGCAUUCCCAUGCUUAUAUCAGCUGGAGAUGACACAAAGCUUUUUGCAUAUUCAGCCAACGAGUUCACCAAAUUCGGUCCACAUGAUAUCUGUCCUGCACCACAAAGACCAGCCAUUCAGUUGGUGUGCAGUAGUAAUAUGCUUCUGGUCCAGGCUUCAAAGUGGUUGGAUAUCUUUACGGUUGAUGUGAAAAGAGGAGACGCUGUUUCAACUACUGAUAUGGUGGCUCGAGUAAAGAGCAAGAGCAAGAGGAAGAUCAUUUGCAGCUCCAUGUCCUCUUCAGGGAGAUUUUUUGCGUAUUCAGAUCAUGUGAGACCUUGCCUAUUUGAGCUGAUGAGAAAGGAGGAGGGAGGGUGGUCCAUAAGUAAAAGGAAACUCCCACCAUGCAUACCUUUUGCCCAUUCCAUGAUAUUUACUUGUGAUUCUUCUCGGUUAAUGAUAUCAGGACAUGACAGAAUGAUAUAUGUUGUAGAUGUUGGAAGCCAGAAAUUAAGUCAUCGAUUCACCCCAUGUUGUAAGGAGUCAGAUUCAGAAUUACCACCUACUCAGCCUCCAAUUACAAAAAUGUUUACUAGUUUGGAUGGACAGUGGCUAGCUGCAGUCAACUGUUUUGGAGAUGUGUAUAUAUUCAAUCUAGAGACACAGAGGCAACACUGGUUCAUUGCAAGAUUGGAUGGUGCCUCUGUUACAGCUGCAGGGUUUAGUCCUGGAAAUAGCAAUGUGCUAAUAAUCUCUACAUCUUCAAACCAAGCCUAUGUUUUUGAUGUGGAGGCUAAGAAACUAGGGGAAUGGUCUAGACACAACACAUUUAUGUUGCCUCGAAGAUAUCAGGACUUUCCUGGAGAGGUUAUUGGGCUCACAUUUCCGCCAUCUUCAAAUUCAUCAACUGUCAUCAUUUACAGUGCCAGGGCAAUGUGCUUGAUUGACUUUGGGAUGCCGGUCGGGUGUGAUGAAGAUCCUGAUGAGAAAGCAAUAACAUUAAAGAAGAAGUUAUUAAAACGUAAGCUGCAUGAGUUAGAAGGUAAAAAGGGUGGUAGGAAGAAUUUUGAAUUUUGUGCCUUUAGAGAACCGGUUUUAUAUGUUGGCCAUCUUUCAAAAGGUUCUGUAUUGGUCGUAGACAAACCAUGGUUGGAAGUUGUUAACAAUUUUGAUGCCCAGCCAGUUCACAGACAUAUAUACGGGACAUAAACCAAACCCCAAACCCACUCUUUAAUGACAGACAAAACAAAUGGAGGGUAGGAGUAGGUGUAGGUAACUACCACUACUACUACUACUACUACAAUUGGUUAGGUAGAGGAGCAGAGUUCAAUUUUGAUCGCUUUAUUCCAUAUGGUCAAUCAUGUUGUGUAAUGAAUGUAUUGCUUAAAUCUUGUUGCCUUUGAUAGUAAAAUUCUUUUUAAUGUACAUUGGCUUUUUCAUUAGAUGGGUUUCUUUUUCUGAUUA